UAAAACGACAAUCGAGGGUUGCCGUUCUUGUGCUCCUGAUUUGGGCAUGUCUUGGACAAGCUUGAGAGAUGUAACCAGAUAAGGAACAGGCUUGUUUAAAAGAAUUCGAUUGUGACAUUCUGUACGAAGCUGCAGCCAUGGUGAAGCGUGGACAUCGCAGUCACCAGCAUGGCCUGCGGCUGCGCUUCAAUUCGUCGGUCGAGCUGGCGAUGGAGUGCAGUGAUGAGCCACUGUCCACGGCGCAGGUCGACUCCUUCAACAAGGAGAAACUCGAUUACGACAAAGCCAUGAAGCUGGUUGCUGAUGCCAAGGCUGGACGGCUGCCCUGCCAGUUACAGGCAGCCGCGGAGGCAGAGGCAGCCGCAAAGGCUGCAGCUAAAGCAGCUGCGGUGGCAGAAGUAGAGAAGCAGUUACAACUACAGCAGCAGCAGCAGCAACAGCAAGCUGCGGCUGCAGUUAUGACCAGCACGGAACCAGACCUGGUUAUACUGGGAGAAAGUAACCCUCCACCGGUGGCGGCGGUCAAUUCGGGUAACCCAGUCCCACAGCAGGUCUACAAGUUUAUCAACCUACAGGGUCAACCGCUGUCUAGUCAGUGGGUUAUCCGCCCUUUGAUGCCUGUCAUGCCACAACAAAACGUACAGAAACCAGCCGUCAUCCAAGAAGUUCAGAAACCAGGUCCCCCCGAUAACCUUACCCUGAAGAGGACGUCAGUGUUCGGUGACGCUAAUUCUGAAUACGUAUCACCUACCAAGAAGAAAAAAGAUAAAAAGAAUGAAGUGGAAAAUUCAGGUACGCUGGUUCCGUUAGAUGAGUAUUACUACGGCAAGAAAGAAGGUGACCCCACGUACCGCGAAGACAAAGGAGAAUACAGGUUUAAGUGUUGGUAUUGCUCUAAGAUGCUGUAUAACAACGUGCGAACCAUGACUCACAUGCAAGGCCACAUUGACAGCGAGAAGCAACAGAACCUAGACCUAACCGACCUCACCCAGUGUCGCCACUGCUACAAACAGUUCGACACGCCCUUCGAGAUGCAGACUCACAUAGAGAAGGUUCAUAUGAACAACGCCAACGUGUUGAUGUGUCGUAUCUGUGAGAAGGACCACGACAGCCGCGGGUCACUGACGUCACAUAUGCGACAGUUCCACAACGCCUGUGAGAUGCCAUACAUUUGUCACAUCUGUCACUUCCGGUCGUCUAUGUACAGUGACGUUGUCGACCACUUCAAGAAGAAACACGACAGUUCUGAAGGCCUCCUGUGUCUGUACUGCCUGCGCGUGUUCCACGUGAAGUUCGUCGCCCAGGGCUGGGGGAUGACUCAGAACUAUUACCACCACCUCCUGCGCCACCAGUCGAAGACCAACGCCAAGAAGUGUUCACUGUGCAAACUGACGUUCUUCAACUCAGGAGACGUGAAAAACCACAAGAAGAAAGAUCAUGCGCCUAACCAGAAGGGAGUUAUAGGAAUUAAUGCCAAGUACAUGACGCCGGACCAGGUGAUGAUUCGGGUGCCGGAAGCAGGACUCGAACCGAAGAACAACAGCGGCGUGAAGUCUCUGAACGCGCCGGCUGUGUCGAAAAUCAAAGAGCACCGUGGCCUGGUGUUCCCGGACUCAGUGAACGACAUGUACUGCUACGAGUGUAAGAUGUUAAUGAAGAUGCAGGACCAUUACAAGAAAUAUAUCCAGUGUUCUAUGUGUCGGUUUGCGACCAGCUGCAGUUUCGCCUACGCUAACCACAUGAUGGGCUUCCAUUCUGGCCAGAUGACGAGCCUGGCUCUGAACAUUCCCAGGGAACGACCCGUACAGAUGGGCAUCAUGUACUGCCUGUGUGGCUUUGGCAGCAAGUACGGCAACAAAAUAGCUAAUCACCUUGUUGGUUGCUCAAAGAGGUCUUGUUAUAAACAGAAACCGGAAGUGAUACCUCGAGAAGAGCGUGAAGAUGAGAUGUCUGAUCCGAGAAAGAAACCAGGAGCAUCGUUGUUAGACGUACUCGGUCUAGUGAAGAAACCAAACCUAGCUUCAAGCAGCGCGGCUAGCAGCAGGGAUGAAGCUGAUGAAAAUGAUCCAAGUGAAACAAAAUAUAAUUCACCACCCAGCAGUCCACCUUCAUUGAGUCCGAUUCCACCGCCACAAACACCGGACGAGAGGAAUUCCCUGCCCCCGGAACUGACAGGAGUCAAGCGAUGGGCUGACGAGAAGAAUUCCCUACCCCCGGAACUGACAGGAGCCAAACGAUGGGACACAGUCAAACUCAAAGAUCCAAAGACUCCUACAAAGAAAUCUGUUUUCCUUGGGGCUUCUGCAUCACAACAUGAACCAAUGGAGGUUGAAGGAGAAACCACUAAAAAACCUGAACAGUCGUCUGCCUCAAACAGUGACGAGGAAUCUGAACGGAUCUCGAAGGCUGACGAGACGGCGGAAAAACAUGUUGCAGAAGAAAAAGAGGCUUCAAAAGAUGCAGCUACAGAGGGUGAAGCCGCAGACAACACAACCAGAAGUGGUGAUGAUGAGGAGGCAUCACCAGUUCCAGCCAAGCUGGAUGAUGAGAAAGUCAGAGAGGAUAAUGCAGCAUCAAGGAAGCCAGCUACAGAGGCUGAAGAGUCAUCAAAAGAAACAGCUACAGAGGGUGAUAGAUCAUCAAAGGAAACAGCUACAGAGGGUGAUGGAUCAUCAAAGGAAACAGCUACAGAGGGUGAUGAAUCAUCAAAGGGUACUUCUUUGGAGAAUAAAGUGUUAGAUGAUACUUCAAUAGAGGGUAGCAAGGCAUCAGAAGACACAGCUACAGAGGGUGAUGGCACAUCAAAAGACUUGACACAGAUUGAUGCAGCAUCAGAUGGUACUGCUGCUGAGGGUGAUGAAGCAUCAAAAGACACUGCUACUGAGGGUGAUGAGGCAUCAAAAGACACUGCUAUAGAAGGUGAUGAGGCAUCAAAAGACACUGCUACAGAGGGUGAUGUGGCAUCAAAAGACACUGCUAUAGAAAGUGAUGAGGCAUCAAAAGACACUGCAACUGAGGGUGAUGAGGCAUCAAAAGACACUGCAACUGAGAGUGAUGAGGCAUCAAAAGACACUGCUACUGAGGGUGAUGAAGCAUCAAAAGACACUGCUACUGAGGGUGAUGAGGCAUCAAAAGACACUGCUACUGAGGGUGAUGAGGCAUCAAAAGACACUGCUACUGAGGGUGAUGAGGCAUCAAAAGACACUGCUGCUGAGGGUGAUGAAGCAUCAAAAGACACUGCUACUGAAGGUAUGGAGGACUCUAACAGUCCUGAAUCUGCUGUGAGUGGAACGGAGACAGAAAACAUUUCUACACAAUCAAAUCAAGAAAAUCUGGACCAUAAAAAACCUAUGGAUGAUGGAAAAAAGGAUGAAAGUCGUGUGGAUGGAAUGAAAGAAAGUCCUGUUGAUAAAGAUGCUAAAGACCAUGAUAAACAAAUGGCUGAAGAUGUAGAAUUGGAAAAUUCAGCUGUACUGGAAAAGAAAGAAGACGAUGAUAAAUUGUUGGCUGAAGACGUAGAAAUGGAAAAUUCAGCUGUUUUGGAAAAGGAAGAAGACGAUAAUAAAUUGUUGGCUGAAGACAUAGAAAUGGAAAGGACAGACAUAUUGGAAAUGGAAGAAGAAGAUGGCGACGAACCUGAAAUUUUUUCUCAAUAUGCUGAGAUGGUUUCUAAGGACACAGAACAGAAUGUUGCUGAUAUUGCCGACACAGUAUCUGGUGAUAAUGACAAAUCGUCUGAUAAGAGAAGUGAUGAUUUCUCUCUUAAAAAAAGUGGAGAGGACUGUAGAACAGAUUCUGAGGAUAUAUCCAGGGAGGCUGAUAUUACAGCCAAAAGCUCAGAUGAUGAAUGUUUAAUGAAAACUGAAAAUAAUAGUGCUGAAACUGUAGAGAAAUCAGAUGAACAUGAAGUUGAUCAUUCCAAAAAUGAGACGAUAUCCGAUGAAAGUGGUUCGCUUAAUAAGGAUGACAAUAGUGACAGUUUAAACAGUGGUGAGAUAAUGGCUGAUAAAAAUGAUGACACUGAAAAAAGUGUAACGGAUACAAAGACAAAAGAAGAAAGUGGAAAAGAGGAAAGUAAAGAAGAGGGUGUUGGUGAAAGUGUGAAAGAUUCUUCGACAGUUGGUGACAAGGAACAAGAAAUGGAGGAUUCUGGGAGUAAAACUUCACAAAGAUUGACUGAUGAUUCUAGAACAUCUGGUCGAAGUAUGGAACAAACAGAACCAGAUGAGAGUGUACACAGAAUGGAACCGGAUGAAAAGAGAGAGAAAAUGGAACCAGAUGAGAGCAUGCACAGAAUGGAACCAGAUGAAAGGAGAACGAAAAUAGAACCAGAUGAGAGUGUACACACAGUGGAACCAGAUGAGAGUGUACACACAGUGGAACCAGAUGAGAGUGUACACACAAUGGAACCGGAUGAAAAGAGAACGAAAACAGAACCGGAUGAGAGCAUGCACAGAAUGGAACCAGAUGAAAAGAGGGAAAAAAUGCAACCAGAUGAGAGCAUGCACAGAAUUGAACCAGAUGAAAGGAGGCAAAAAACAGAACCGGAUGAAAGUAUGGAAAUUGAGAAAAGGAAAACUGAUGAAAAAAAGUCAGAAAUGGGUGAAGAGAAAACUAAGUCAGUCAUACCGGGUCCAUCAAAGUCAAGCGAACAUCUUGAGCUUGAGAAGGAUUCCUCUAAAAUUCACAUUUCUGAGGCCAAACAGCAAGAUCGUUCACAAGGUCAAGGUGAUGAGAGGUCACAAGGUCAAGGUGAUGAGAGGUCACCAGGUCAAGGUGAUAGAUCACAGGGUCAUGGUAAUGACAGAGUUGUUCACAAAGACAAAGCAGCACGUGAUCGGGACUAUGGUGAUGAAAGAGACAGGAAACGGGACAGGGACAGAUACGAUCACCACAGGUCAGAUCGGGAUCGGGACAGAGAUCGGGACAGGGACCAAAGACGUGACUGUGAUCGAAGAGAUAACCGAGACCGGAGCUGGGGCCGACACCAGGAACAUCAGAGUGGUCGUAGAGAUGACAGGGGAUACAACCAGAACUACCAUGGUGGUAACCAAGACUACCAGAGAGACCACCACGGUCAGCACCGAGAUCGCCAUGGCUAUGGAGGUUACCACGGCAACAGGGACCGAGACCAUGGUCGUGGCGGCAGGGGACGAGGAGGAUAUCAGGGAGGAGGCUACAGGGGGGGUUACUACUGAAACCACCCUGUGUGUACAUUUUGAGAUGUUCAAGUGAAGCAAUUGGUUCGCUCUUCUGAAUACUGAGAUUGGUUUUAGCUAAAUGGUGUACAGAUGCGAAGCUGUGACUCCCCGAUACGCAAGCCGUAAAGAUCCUGAAGUCCAAAACCUACCCAGGAUUGUAUUGGCAGCGCGAAUGUAAUGUCUAGAAUGUAAUGUCCGGACUGAUGUCCAGGCAUAUCACACUGUAAUGCCCAGAAUGUAAUAUCGAGAUUGUAUUGACUGCGUUGGCUGAUAACGUUGAAACAUUUCACAGUGCACAAAACUUGUUGAUUGUAAUAAUUGCAUUGACUGACAACGUUGAAACAUUUUGCCGUGCACAAAACCUGUUGACUGUAAAGACUGCAUUGUCUGAUAACGUCAAAACAUUUUGCAGUGCACAAGAUUGGUUGACUGUAAGGACAGCAUUAACCACUGGCAAUGUUUUAAACAUUUCGCAGUUCACAAGACUCACAUGCAGGCAAAAUCCAGUACAUUGUUUGAACAGGCUGAGGUAGCUGUUGAAAAUUACAAAUUUUAGAAAUUGUAUUGCGUGGAAAAUUGGACUAAACAGAAAAAUCAGACUGCAUUGGCUGAUAGCGUUCCAACAUUUCACAGUGCACAAAACUUGUUGAUUGUUUGAACGUGCUGAGGUAAUUACAAAUUUUAGAAAUUGUAUUGUGUGGUAAAUUGAAUUGAACAGAAAAAUCAUAGAAACUGUAUUGGUUGUGAAUGUCCAUUCUGUAAUAUCUCGACGGGAAUUGGCCAAUAGCGUUCCAACAUUUCGCAGUACACAAGAUUUGUUGUCUGUAAUUACUGCAUUAUCUGACAACCUUUCAACAUUUCGCAGUACACAAUGACUGGUAUGUUGUACAAAAACCAUCACAUUAUUUGAAUAUGCGAAGGUAGCUGUGGAAAAUUAAAAAUUUUACAAACUGUGUUGUGUGGUAAAUUGGAUGAAACCGAAAAAUCAUAGAAACUGUAUUGUGUGGUAAAUUGGAUGAAACCGAAAAAUCAUAGAAACUGUAUUGUGUGGUAAAUUGGAUGAAACCAAAAAAUCAUAGAAACUGUAUUGUGUGGUAAAUAGGAUGAAACAGGGGUGGGAAUUCCCCUCGGAUCAGCUGUUUUCCUCUCAUGGAACAUUGCGUUUCCUCGCAUUUUAAUCGUCCUUUCCUCCAAAAAUCUGUCGGAUGGCACAGAUUUUAACCUAGGAUUUCAAGAAUUUCCGGGACCCCUCUAGAAUUCCUCUUCUUUUUUUUACAAUUCACCAAUUCCCACCCUUGAUGAAAUCGAAAAACUAUAGAGACUGUGUUGUGUGGAAGAAACUCGACGAAACAGUCAUAAAAUGUGUUCAUUCUAUUUGAAAGGAGGAGACUGUUAGGGAAAAAUAAGACAACUGUCUAUUGAAUGUUGUGAGGUGUAUAAUUAUACAUUUGAAAAGUGCAUGUGACAAGUAGUCUGCUAUAUUACUCAUAUAGGUAGGGAGAUGCGGGUGAAUAUAUUUUGUAUCUUUCUCUAGAUAGAAGCUAUCUUUCCCCACUGACGUCAUGAUGUUAGUUUGGUGACGCCAUCGGGUUUCCUCGACUGUCGAGUCUCUCGUUGCUUUUCUUUCGUGAUGUCAUCAGUUUCCUCAGACUUUCAUGUCUUGUAUAUGAUAUAGUUUGUGUCAUGUAAGAAGUUUAAAGUCUAAGUUUCUAAACUAUUUACACUAUGGGUAAAAAAUACAAUAACCCAUUCGAUACUCUGAAUUCGAUACUCGUGAAAUUAAUGUUGUUAGUCACGAGCUUUAGCAAGUGACUGACAACAUUAAUUUCACUCGGGACAGAUAAUCCGUAAUUCCUUUUAACUUGUAAGUUAUUGUCUAUAUAUCUACCAACGGCAGUGAGGUAUAUGUGUAUAAUUGUAAGCAUGACAGGUAAAUGGCUAAAUCUACCAAGUACAGUGAAUUGUACAAAUAAAAAGUAGGCUGCAAUAUCUACUGACUGCAGUAGGGUAUACAUGUAUAAUUAUAAGCUUUAAAAGUAAAAAGUUUUAUUAUCCCAGCAGGCACUCGUAACGGGGAAAAUAAAAAUUAUUAUCAUGCAUUGGUUUAACGUACACUACUAUUGGACGAUUUGACCUUGUCGAUACUAAAUAUGACAUCAUCACAAUUUGGCAA
This is a messenger RNA of Gigantopelta aegis, 7374 nucleotides long. RefSeq names its product apoptotic chromatin condensation inducer in the nucleus-like. Bases 138 to 5198 code for a protein of 1686 amino acids. The record is from RefSeq and is a predicted model, not a curated record. Gene Ontology annotation, biological process: regulation of transcription by RNA polymerase II. The transcript is spliced from 19 exons. NCBI's taxonomy places the organism in Eukaryota, Metazoa, Mollusca, Gastropoda, Neomphalida, Peltospiridae. Gene Ontology annotation, molecular function: chromatin insulator sequence binding. Gene Ontology annotation, cellular component: chromosome.